CUACGAUUGAGAUAUAUAUAUAAUACGUUAAAAGCAUCAGUUUCAUUUAGACUUAGUUUUAGAAAAGUCAAUUGUAUUGUAAGAUGAAGUUUUUCCUCUUUUUGGGAUUAGUCACAAUUUCUUUAUCAAUUUGUGAAUGUUUGCAAUGUUAUAAUUGCUAUUUUGGCUCUACAUUGAAAAUGAAUGAUAUUGAUCAACAAAUAAUAAAACAUAAUACAAUUACUCCAACAGAAAGAUGUGGUAUUAUUAACAAUACAAUUUGUAAAACUUCAGAUUAUUGCGUCAAUAUGGUCGUGGAUAUAAACAGUGAGAAAACUUUUUAUCAAUUCUGUUCAUACACACAUAUCAAAAUUAAUAAGAACUACUUUAAUUUUUCAACAAGUAGAAUUUUAAGUAUAACUAAAAGUUUUUGUUUUAAUGAUUUCUGUGGCACUUUAAAUGGCACUUACAAUGGCACUUUCAAUGGCAAUUCGAAUGGCGCUUUUAAUGGCGCAAAUUUUGUUACUAACAAUUACCUUAGUAUUAUUAUUAUUCUUGUUCUCAUAAAACUUGGUUGUCUCUAAAUAAUUGACUUCACAUUCACAUAAUAAAGUAUUAAAUAAUAUUUAAUAAUUUUAUACCUUAGUAUCUAAUAAUUCUGCUUCCAUUAAUAAGAGAGGAGAUGGAGCUGUCGUGCCAUCUCCAUGUAAAGCUUCAAAUAUUACAUUUAGUGAAUUAUUUAAACACACUUUGAAAGAUUCUUCUAAUAAUGUAUCCAAUUUCGCCAAAUAAAUAAUCCAUUCUGUAAUAGUCUA
Molecule: messenger RNA, 794 nt
Organism: Leptopilina boulardi
Lineage: Eukaryota; Metazoa; Arthropoda; Insecta; Hymenoptera; Figitidae
Exons: 3
Coding region: 84-563 (159 amino acids)
Source: RefSeq, a predicted model, not a curated record